CCCGCGCGGAAGUCGCAGACCCGACCCUCUGAGUUGGCCCCCUUGGAGCCCUCCCUUCUGCCGGGGGCGCUGCGCCGGGACUCGGGGAGUCUUGGGGUGCAAGGAGGGGGGGGUUCGAGUCCUCGCUCCGCCUGAGAGUUUGCACAGGGCCGCUCCUCGCGCCGGCCUGGGGUACCCCCCGUCCCCCCCGUGUGUGCUGGACCCUCUUAUUCUGGAAUCUGAAUCUUUCAGAGUCGGUUGAGCUAACCCGGAAUAAGGCACCGUGAUUAUGGCCUGGAUGUGGUGUCAGCUGUUCCUGCAGCGCUGCAGGGCAGGUCUCCACCUCUUCCCCCUCACCCAGAGAGGGGUCCGGGUCCAGAUCCAGGGACGGCACUUGGUCACCAUGAAGCUGGAGUCUCCGGAAUUCCAGUCUCUUUUCACCCCAGGGCUGAAGAGUAUCGCAGAAUUAUUUGAAAAGGAAAAGUAUGAAUUAAGAAUAGCUGGAGGUGCUGUCAGAGAUUUAUUAAAUGGAAUGAAACCACAAGAUGUGGACUUUGCCACCGUUGCUACACCUACUCAGAUGAAGGAAAUGUUCCAAUCUGCUGGUGUUCGUAUGAUCAAUAACAAAGGAGAAAAACAUGGAACCAUUACUGCCAGGCUUCAUGAACAGAACUUUGAAAUUACCACACUUAGAAUUGAUGUAGUCACUGAUGGACGACAUGCAGAGGUGGAAUUCACAACUGACUGGGAAAAAGAUGCUGAAAGAAGAGAUCUUACAAUCAACUCUAUGUUUUUAGGUUUGGAUGGCACGCUUUUUGAUUAUUUCAGAGGUUAUGAAGACUUAAAAAACAAGAAAGUCAGAUUUGUAGGACAUGCAGCCCAGAGAAUACAAGAGGAUUAUUUACGAAUACUGAGAUAUUUCAGGUUUUAUGGAAGAGUAGCAGAAAAGCCUGGUGACCAUGAACCUAAUACUCUGGAAGCAAUUAAGAAAAAUGCCAAGGGUUUGGCUGGAAUAUCAGGAGAGAGGAUUUGGGUGGAACUGAAAAAAAUUCUUGUUGGAAACCACGUAAAUCAUUUAGUUCGACUUAUGUAUGAACUCGAUGUUGCCCAUUAUAUAGGAUUACCUGUUAAUGGGAGUUUAGAGGAAUUUGACAAAGUCAGUAAAAAUGUUCAGAAUCUGUUUCCAAAACCAAUGACCGUUCUAACAUCACUGUUCAAGGUGCAGGAUGAUGUCAUAAAACUCGAUUUGAGGCUGAAAAUCUCAAAAGAAGAGAAGAACCUCGGCCUCUUUAUAAUGAAGCAUAGAAGAGACUUAAUCAAAGCUAUAGAUAGUCCAGAACCACUUAAACCAUAUCAAGACUUCAUUAUAGAUUCUAGGGAACCUGAUAUGAACUCCAGGAUCUGUGAGCUUCUAAAAUACCAAGGAGAAGAGCAUCUUCUAAAGGAAAUGCAAGAGUGGUCUGUCCCUUCUUUUCCUAUCAGUGGCCAUGAUUUAAGAAAAAUGGGAAUUUCUUCUGGAAAGGAAAUUGGAACAGUGUUACAGCAGUUAAGGGAUCAGUGGAAGAAGAGUGGUUACCAAAUGGAUAAAGAACAACUCUUAACUUGUGUAAAGAAGGUGUAAAAUCUAAGAGUAGUAGGGUUUGAUGAUGAUUUAGUAAUACACAUAAUUGUAUUUACCUUGUUACAAGAAGAAUCAAAAUAUUUGUAAACAUAAUGCUACUACCAGCAAAUAUUGCAUUUGAGUUCAAGACUUUCAGGCACAGAAUUAUUUCAUGUUCAAAAUUCAUACUGUGCUCUGAAUGCUGCAGUAACAUGCGGCCUUGUUUCUGCCAAUCUGACUGAAAACCCUACCUCUGUUUGUUAUGUUUAAAUGGUAACUUAAUUAAUACUUGAGGUUUUGUUUUUUCUCUCUUGUGUUCCUAAUGGCAAGUAGAGGUGACACAAGGAUUUUUGAUAUUCUGUCUUAGCUAUAGACUUCUGUGCUCCAGAUAAAAACCUCUAACACAUUUUUUAUUUUUUUGUAGUCAAAACUGAGUAUCAGAUUGAAAGGUUCACUUCAGCAGUUCCCAAACAAAUGAUAUCCUAUCAUGUGAAACAACCUUGUUUUCCUAACAGUUUUGGUUUUUAUCUUAAUUCCAAAAUCAAUUUUAGAUUAAACGGAUCACUAGUCUAAAUCAAUAUCAUCAGUCUCUACUUGGGUAUAAGUACUUUUUAUGUCUUCCGAUUUUUCAAUCAUUUGUUUCUCAUUUUACAAGUAUACAAAUUGUUGGAGCCCCUUUUUCCUAAAAUAUAUUUUAAUUUUUGUACACGAAAUGAGGGAUAUUAAAGUGUAACAUUAACCACUGAAAACUAAAGCAGAUCCAGAGCAGCUAGUCCAGAUUUCUCCUCCCAGGGUCAGGUCAUCACAUCCUGCCAUAGUAAAAGAGAGCUACCUCCUAUUCCCUUUACUGUCUAGAGGUAAUUCCCUUCUUACCUUUCCCUACAGUCACAGAUAGCAAAGGGAGUAAAAGGAUUAGGGUGUGUUUGCUUGAUGUACACUAGGCAAAGUGAACCUGAACUGUGUAUGUGUUUUGAAGUACUGACAUUCCAAUGAGAUAUGGGCAUGUAAAAAAUGUCUACCAUUUGGGGGGGAUAAGAAACUGCCUGUAAAAGUAUAUUUACUACCGUUAAUACCCCCACACCUCUCAAAAUAACUGACUUAGGGCCUAGUUCCUGCCACCCUUACUUAUGUUUAGUGUCAUUCAAUGAAUAGUUGAAUUGAAAUCAAUGGGAUUAGUUCAGGAAAACAGACAAUGACUCUAACAUUAGAUGGCAGUAAAAUCAGAGCAAUUUUACAGCAGAACAUGUAUCUGUGUUCUUUCAUGUAGCUAAUUAUUUCUGAGGGUGUUGGAUUCGUUAUUUACAUGCUCAAGACAUGAUACGUUGUUCCGUAGCAAUUUAGGGCCAGUGAUCUGAAACUGAGGGGAAAGCAUAAAUCCUUGAAUACUGUGUUUUCAUAUUAAUAAAAGCAUGGUUGUAUUGUGUUAGUCUGAUAUGCUUAUCACAGCAUUCCACCUUUACAAUUUGUUAAAUAAAGUAUUUUUGUUUAAUUUUG
Messenger RNA from Chelonoidis abingdonii (Abingdon island giant tortoise), 3073 nucleotides. It is a transcript of the gene TRNT1, whose product is annotated as tRNA nucleotidyl transferase 1. The record is from RefSeq and is a predicted model, not a curated record. Gene Ontology annotation, biological process: mitochondrial tRNA 3'-end processing; tRNA 3'-terminal CCA addition. Gene Ontology annotation, cellular component: mitochondrion. NCBI's taxonomy places the organism in Eukaryota, Metazoa, Chordata, Testudines, Testudinidae. Gene Ontology annotation, molecular function: nucleotidyltransferase activity; tRNA binding.